AUGCCCUGCACUUACAGAUAUUCCCAGUAUCACAUAGUGAAAGAAACAUUAUGGCAUAAUAAACAAGAGAAGGGUAGAGAGCCUCUUGCCCUAACCCUGCACCCAAAGUAUAGUCAACAUGUGAAGUACCUGGGAGAUACACAACAUAACUGUACUUUUUCAAUAAGAAAUGUCACAAAGGAAGAUUCAGCAACAUACUGGUUCAGGUUUAUAACAAACCAAGCUCAUGGAAGAUACACUGGAGAGCCUGGAGUUAAACUCACAGCUAAGUCAGUCAGUCUAAAGGUGAAAGUGAACAGAAAAGUGACAGAGGGACAGAAUGUGACACUGACCUGUAGAACCAACUGCUCUCUGAGUGACCAUCCCACCUUCAUCUGGUACAAGGAUGGAAAUCCAACACUGAACACAAACCCCAUCAGCAGUGUCCUGUACCUACAGUCAAUCAGCAAUGCACCCAAGAAUAUUUCAGUGUCAGUCAGUCCCUCUGGCGAAAUUGUAACAGGCAGCUCAGUGACUCUGACCUGCACUUGCAAAUCCAACCUACCAGUGAAGAAUUUCACCUGGUUUCAGAAGAAUGAAACUAAUAUUUCAGAGAGAGAACAGAAUUACACCAUCUAA
This is a messenger RNA of Scleropages formosus (Asian bonytongue), 618 nucleotides long. Its product is annotated as B-cell receptor CD22-like. The coding region runs from base 1 to 618 and encodes 205 amino acids. The transcript has 3 exons. NCBI's taxonomy places the organism in Eukaryota, Metazoa, Chordata, Actinopteri, Osteoglossiformes, Osteoglossidae. The record is from RefSeq and is a predicted model, not a curated record.